UAUUUUUGUAUUCUGUUCAGAAAAGUAGCUUCGCGUCGGGUGGUUCUUCCGCGUCGUGUAUUUUAACUUUUUUAAUGCACGGCAAACCGUUGAUUAUCCCUCGCAUAUUUGUUUGUAUUUUUAAUGUAUCAUCUCAUAUACUUGUCCAUGUCCAUUCUAUUAAUUUAUUAUUCUAAUUGUAUCAGUUAAUGGUAAAUGUUUGGAAAACGAGCAGCGGUUGUCGGUCAGGAAAAUUAACCGAAAUGAGCACCCCUACAAUGUUUGUUAUUAAUUGGCAUUUUUUAAGUCACAUAUUGAGUUCUCUUGUAUCUCUAUUUGUUCACAUUUCUCAUUUCCGUUUUGUUACAGAUUCAGUGAAAGUGUUGAAAGCAGUCUCUUCAUUAAAGCAGCAGAGAUUGAGAAACAGACAGGAGAGCAGAUGCCGAAACUGUUAGCAUCAGUCUGCAGCAGAUCUUUUCUGUAUGGACUGACUAACAUUAAUCAGAGUGAUUUUCUGCUGGAUCUUUACUCACUUGUGGAGAACUAUGAGAUAAACAGGAGUUUAAUUCCAGAAGUACUGCCCGUUUUCCAUUCAACACCUGAUGUCUGGUUCAUAGAUCUCUCACAGAGAAGGAUCUCCGUCCUUCUGGAAGUGCUGAAGCUCCAGACAGAGAAGAAAAUAGUAUAUCUGAGAGGAUGUUUAGAGGAAGAGAGUGAAGUCAUGAGUUUCCUUCAGUGUCUGCAACACAUCUCACAGCUGAGGUGUUCUGAGAAGUGUUUGUUAACUCUAGUUAAAGCAGUCCAGUUAAGAGAGAAUUCAGAGCUGGUGACUUCACUGUUUGAGGCUGUUGGCUUCUCCCUCAGCUUGGAAAGUCAUUUACCCAGCAAAACCUGCAGGUCUGUGGGGAGUUUCUUACGUUUCUCUUCUGACAGACUCGACCUCACUCUAAAACCUAAAGCUGUCUCUGUCAGAGGAACACGGCUUCUCUUCAGACACAUCACAAACAUAAACACACUCAGGCUGAAUGGUUAUAUGGUGGUGAAAGUAGUGCAGGCAUUGAGGUCUAUAAAGGUUCGAGCUCCCAUCACUGUUAAUGAGAUCACAAUUGAUCUGAAUGAGGAACAGCAGUCAGAGAGGCAUCUGUCCAGAGUCCUGAGCAGCUUGGCCAUCCUUCUGAGACUCUGGACUGUCCAGUGUUUGAACUUGAUUGGACACAAGAUUCAGUCUGUUUCUGUGUGUGUCCUAAUUUGUCACCAGGGACCAGUGACUCUCAGCCUGCCCAACGUGACUCUCCAGAAGCUGGUUGAAUGUGUCUAUGAAGCUCAGGAAGAAGAACUGACUCAAAGCUUCCUGCAGAAAGUGGGCAAUGAUCUGACUUUCUGUUCCUUGAGCUGGGAAGAGUUUCAUUAUUUUCUGCAGCACAGAAUUCAACAAAUCACUCUGAACUUAAGAUACAGCAACAUUCAGGUCAACAUUAGAGAAAUUCUGCCAUUCCUGAACCAGAUUAAGUUUAAACAGAUGAGCUCUGUCUUCAUGCUGUGUGCAAUCAGAGAGAUCUAUGAGUCUGGCUCUGCUGGGUUUGUGUCGAGUCUGUUGAGUUCAGUGAAGAACUACAUUAACCUGCAGAGCAGACAUCUGGACUCUGUUCACUCUGCGGCCCUGCGCUUCACACUGCAGCACUGCACUGCAGCUUCGCUCAACCUGCUCUGGACCUCCAUACCAGAGGAAGAGCUGCAGAGCAUUCUGCCUCUCUUCACACAUCUCUCCCACCUCAGUGUUGACAGGCUGCUGUUACUGAAGAUGCUUCACUGCUGCAGUGUCUCUGAUGUCCAGCAGGAGGCAGCAGCUGUUCUGCUCUCGAUCCUGCAACACAAGCUGGACUUCUCCUGCCGCUCUGCUCUGGAUCUGACAACAAACACAGACUCAGAGCCUCUACAUCUGAACGCUGACGACUGCCGUGUGAUGUCCAGAGUCAUUCAGAGAGCUCACUCAGACACAAAGACUCAGCUGAUUCUGCAGGACUGUGAGAUUCAUACAGCUGGAGUGGAUCAGCUGUUCCCAGUGUUACAUUCUGUUCAGCUCUGCUGUGAUAAACCUCUGCUGCUUCAGUUUCUGGCUCAUGUGAGGCCUGAGGAAGCUCAGUGUCUCUCUAGAGCUCUGGGUGAAGAGUUGGAUCUCAGUCAGACUCAGCUGGAUCUGCAGGUCUGUAGAGGUCUGGAGCUGAUUCUGGAAUAUUCUGAAGGACUGACAGAACUAGAUCUGAGUCACUGCCGUCUCACAGAUAACAGCCUGGAUCUGCUGCUCCCAAACCUCCACAAAGUGCAAAACAUUGAUUUUAGUGGCAAUAGCAUCACUGACGCUGGGGCUGAGAAUAUCCACAGGAUCGUCACUCGCAACAGUAACAUAAAGACAGUAAGGCUCUUCAAUAACAGAAUUGAAUCCAGAGAGCUCUUCAGGACAGACCCCCGAUUUGAGAUCUGGUGAUGCCAGUAAACUCUCUCUGGAAUCAACAAACAGAGGGCAGCAACAAGAAAAUCCACAGCGAAGGUGGCAAGGAGGAGAUAGACAUGAAAACAACCAAAAUAAAGAGCAAGUGCAUUUAUACCAUUGAUUAGCUGAUCUUCUCCUCUUCAUCCUAAAGAAGAGAAAGACCAUUUGCAAGCAGGCAGUGUUUCACUGUCUGACCUCUGUUUACUGCAAACACAAUACGAGAGAGACAUUAUACUCAGGAAAUCACACUUACCUCAUUCCUGUGACUGAAAUGUUUGGCUAGUUAGGCAGGAGGGUAAAAAAAAGGGCUUUUGUUUUUACAGCUACAGUAUUAAUGUCAUGGUACUAAAGCAGUUAGGAUAUGUCACAACUGUAUUACAGAUGUUUGCAGGGCUUUCCCCCUACUGUUACUUCUGUCUGUUUUUCCUUUUUUUUAUGAUAACUUUAUUUUUGUAUCGAAUCCUGUGUAGAGUUCUUGGCCAGUAUUAAUCUGUGGGUAUGAUCAUAAACUGUUGAACUGUUACUGUAAUAAAUAAAUCCA
Sinocyclocheilus grahami is the source of this 3011-nucleotide messenger RNA. RefSeq lists its product as uncharacterized. The coding region runs from base 419 to 2464 and encodes 681 amino acids. NCBI's taxonomy places the organism in Eukaryota, Metazoa, Chordata, Actinopteri, Cypriniformes, Cyprinidae. The record is from RefSeq and is a predicted model, not a curated record. The transcript is spliced from 10 exons.